UUAAUAAUGAAUUAAAAUACUAAUCCAAAAGGUUACGAUUAAACAAAAAAAGAUGAGCUAACAAAAUAAGCAAAAAUAGCAAAUGAAUACGCAGCAUUUAAAAGGAAGGAAAGUUAUGGAGUUGGUUUUACUGUUCAUCUUGAAAAUAAAAGGUUUGAUGAGUUUAAAACAGAAUAUGGGUUAAAAACAGUUCAAGAUCUAAUUAACUUAAUUAAUUAAAGAUAAAAUCUUUAAACAAAUUAUUUGGCUUUUGAUUCUCCAUAAGGUAAUAAUAUUUUAAGUCAUGCAAUUUUGCUUAAAGAUUUGAAUGAUGUUUACUUGAAAAACAUAUCCUCAGGUAACAAUUUAACAUUUAUAAUAGAAAAUAUGGCUUAUAUCCAUGUUUUUGGCAAAAAGAAUGUUUGUACUUAUUAUGUUAAUAAGAAAUAGACAACAGUUGAGAAUGUAAAUUAUUUGGAUAUUUUAUUAGAUAAUUGAUUAAUUCAACAAUGAUCAAGAAAAUUAGAAUGAUAAGAUAGACACAAAAAAAGAUAAAUAUGGUGUUGGAUGUAGACUUGAACCAGGAAUGUAAAUAAAUGAUAGCAUUUUGAAAAGCUUGAUAUCUAAUUAUGUUGAGGAAGGUGAAGGGUUGAUUAGAAUAUUGCCAUAUUGA
Messenger RNA from Paramecium sonneborni, 652 nucleotides. The record is from the annotation of a GenBank genome assembly. Lineage: Eukaryota; Ciliophora; Oligohymenophorea; Peniculida; Parameciidae.